Messenger RNA from Eriocheir sinensis (Chinese mitten crab), 8790 nucleotides. RefSeq lists its product as uncharacterized. Gene Ontology annotation, biological process: microtubule cytoskeleton organization. Gene Ontology annotation, cellular component: microtubule cytoskeleton. The record is from RefSeq and is a predicted model, not a curated record. Bases 179 to 6982 code for a protein of 2267 amino acids. The transcript has 17 exons. Lineage: Eukaryota; Metazoa; Arthropoda; Malacostraca; Decapoda; Varunidae.
UGUCUGUGUGACUCCCGCCAAGGAUAGAUACAGCACCUUGCCCGCGUCCUCACCCAUCCGCCCAGCAUCCCGCCCCUGGGUAUUACGCAAGACAGGACCACCACACGACCUUGUGGUGGUGUGCCCUGAUCUGUGUUAGGGGUCGUGUGCCACCGCGGCCACAAGGGUGAGGGGCACCAUGCCCAGGCUCGGGUUUCUUAGUAUCUUUGGCGGGCGGACGAUGGGCGAGGGUGACUCUAGUGGUGAUGGAAACGGCGUGUGUGGUGGUCAGCAGUCCGAGGAGUCUCCGCUCUCCCAAGGGUCAAGCUGCAAGACUCCCGCCAAGUGGCGUUACAGCGGCCACUGGUCGCCGCCUCAGCCUCGGCCCCUCACACCCCGCGAGCGAACCAACAGCGAGGAGCUGCCUCGCUCUAUGGUGAACAGCUGUUCCUGGGACGAGUCUGAGCCUCCGAGCCCCGCAGCCACCCUUCCGCCCAUUCCCCCGCUCACACUACAGGCUUCACCAUGCCUGGGGUCCAGACCAGUCACUGACGGGGAACUAGAGAGCAGUGCCGUGCCCCUGGGGGAGCGGCGACGACGCAGGGGUGUACUCAAGGAGGCAGUGACCAAAAUCCUGGAAGAUAAGAAAGCCAACAGGCAAGCGAGGCGGAGAGGAUGUGGCCAAUCGGGCGGGGGCCUGCCGCCACCCCACCCCCGCCGGGCCUCGAGGACAGCCACGCCGGAAUCUGACGAUGAUUCGGCAGACUUCGCCGCCUACCUUCUUCAGCGACGCUCCUGGCGAGGCCGCCGCCACCGCAGCACAAGUAGCGACGCUGAGAGUGAGAGCAUAACGACAAGCCAAGGAGACGACAACAGCCCUCGGGCAUCGCCCUCGCCCCGCCCUGGCCUCGCACGCCGCGCCUCAAACUUUCUGCUCAAGUCUUUCCGCGCUGUCUCCAUGACGAUGCGCCUCAACAAGAAGUUCGUGCCCACUUACUACCUUAGCGGCGACCACGAGCUGCCGGAGCCUGAGCAGCUACUUGAUAAGUUCGGCCACUCGCUGGACUCACGCCUUGAGGAGAAACGGUCCAGCCAUCACGAGCAGCGCUCCCUCUGUGUAGUGUGGGACCUUAUCCCCGAGGACGGCAGCACCCCCGCCACGGCCAGGCACCAUUGUCCGGUUGACCCCGCCUCGCUUGAUUCCUCGAGGGAGUCCUCGCGCAACGCCUCUUCCACAGACCUGUCCCACGACGAGUCCCGCGCCUGCGACACUCCCACCGGCUCCUCCCCUGCCUGGUGCUGUGAGUCAAGUGCCGAUGAGCACAUCUAUGAGGAGCCGCAGCCCAACGGCGCAGCGCCAACAGACGACCCUACCAGCGAUGGUUCAGAGGCCCUCGAACCGAAAAAUCUUCUCACGUGGCCGCGACUGAGGGAGGGGCGCGGCAGUUUCCCCGCCAGCACCCUCCUCACCCUGCCGGAGGACAUGUCUGCAGGAGGCAUAAAAGGCAGCCUUGGCCAGGGCCGCCAGGACUCACCUUACCCUCGCAGGUGUCGUGGCUUCCGCUCCCUGCCCUGUUCUCCUUUAGUACCGGCCACCCUGCCACGACCCCCAAGGCAACAAGUUCCCACACUGCACCUCACUCCCAACACCCCAAUGUCCCCACUGGCAGCACAACCACCACAGACGCUGCCCCCUCGUCCUGUACUCUCGCAGCGGCCACCGCUGCCGCCUCUGCCCCCUCGCGGCCACCCGCCACACAGUGUUCGGGGAAGGCUGGCACAGCGGGAGUCAGCGCCGCCCUACGCUCAGCCUCAACAUGGCAGGUCAUCCAACGCUCAGUAUUCUGAAUAUGAGACAGAAAAUGUUCGGAAUAUUGCCUUCAGGAGGAAUGGUCCACAGCAUUCACCGCUUUUCAUCUCCGUCCCUCGAAACUCUUCGAAGGUACAGUUCGAGAUGGAAGAAGGCGGCAGCCACGGUUCCGGCCGAGAGUCUCCCAUUUACGCCCAGCCCUACGCUUCCUCGCCCGGGCCCUGCCACACGCCCUCUUACACCACGCCAUUUAAAAACGUGUACUCCUUCACACCCACCUUCCAGAGCCCCGCUGAAGCCAUUGCGCUGCCCUCACCUGCUCGAGACUCGAACACGCCCACUCAGCAGAACGUAUUUUUUGGUCAAGACUUUGAAGUGGAGCAGCACUUGGGCGGACGCAGUCCUUCCCUUGCCACCCAGGGGCGCGACUGUCACCGGGACUCUGCCUACUUCUCCACCGACGAGAGCACCGAGCUUGGGGGAGGACAGGAGGACGCCCCGCGGGGCCCCUCUCCGCCCUUUUCCUCGGCGCUGCUCAGACAGGCCAUUGAACACUCGUUGGCCGACAGUCUGCACCGCCUGCCGGAGAUGGUAGCCAGCGAAGUGACUCGCCAGGUGCGGGAGUGCCUGCGCUCCAGCACCUCUGAGGUGGCCGCUGAGCUGCAUAAAUUGUCUUGCAGCAACAAUGGGUCUCAGCAGUUGGCUCCUAAACGACCCUCUACCCUUGACCUGCUGGGCUCGCCGCGCCGCCGCCACAUGUUCAGCUUCAGCUGCGAGGAUUUGCUGGGAGACGACCCCUUCCCGGAGGGCCUCAGCCUCAGCCGAAGGUCGUCCCGCGUGGGUGGCACCAUGUCCGUUGCUGACCUGGACAUGUGCGGUGACAACCAGUUGUGCUCGAUGGGCGUGGCCGGCCACUGGGACCACACCACCUCCGUGCCCACGCACCUCCACCACCUCCACCUGGAGCAAGGCGUGGCGCAAGUAGAGGUGGAGGGUGACGUGGUGGAGCUUCCGUACAAGCACCACCAACCUCUUAAGGAGGCCCUGACGCCCCUUUGCCGUGAGCUGAGUCAGAGCCUCCUGCUGGAGAGGGAAGGCGAGGGCGGCGUGACGGGGAAGAGUGUGGUGCUUCGCCUCAAGGUGAAUGUGGACCAGCUGGACGGCGACGACUAUAGCGACACCUCCAUGGAGUGGGACUACUUCGACCAGCGCGAUGGUGGGGGAGGUGAUGGCCGAGACAACAGUGGGGGGUCAGGGGGCAGUGCGCCCUCUGCUGCCAAUGGCCAUGCCAGCAACCAGAUGGGCCAACAACAGCAGCAGCAACAGCAGCAACCACAGAAGGACAGGCAGCCUAACCCAACCACCACAAAGAAAAGCCCCGCUCAGAAGGGGCAAGUCUCAUUUGCAUUACUGACGACCGAAAUCACCCGAGACGAGGGUCCAACGGGUGCUAGCCAGGCCCUUGGACCACCACCACCACCACCAGCACCUCCACAGCCAGGGAUGGAGGAGAGCAGCGGGGUGGGGCCAGUACUGUCUUCCCCAACCCUGCCACCCCACCCCAGUGCAGGGCCGUGUGGGGCCAACACAGAUGCUUAUUGGCUUACUCAAGGGGAUAACUUGCAGCCAAGUAAACAACAAAGGGCUUCAAUGGCAGGCCCUAAUGACCUCUUUUUUGGAGAAGGAGAUGACAAGUCCUCUGGCCUCUCUCACAAAGACAGAGAGGAGCGGCUGCGUCAGCUGAGGGACCGACAGCAAAUGGAGAAGCAACAGAAGCUGGAGGAGCUCAAAGAACAUGCAGCGGCAGCCCAACGUUUCCGGGAACAACAGGAGAAUGAGCGACGGAGGCGGCUGGAGGAGAUGAGGAUGAGGGAUGCUGAUAGGAGAUCCCAGGUAGAAGAGCGUAAGAAAAUCAUCCAGCAAGCAGAACAGGACAGAAGGGAGGCUGUCAUCAGAAAGACCGCUGAGCGAGAGCAGCGAAUGGAGACCAAGAGGCGCAAUGAGAGAAGCAAUAUUGUGUUUGCUUUUGGCAGCUCUACACCACGUAUGCUGGACCCCAAAGACAACUCCAGUUCCUCAUACUGGACCGCUCGCAGGGCUACCUCCACUACUAAUGUGCACAUGGUGGAUGGCGCCCUGGCUCGCCGCGCCUCUGAGUGUGGGGACAUGGACCUCAGCCGCAAACGAGCCACCUCAGCUCAUGGUCUUGACAGGAAACCAGAAGACCUGCGUAUGUCAAGCUCGAUGUAUGAAGUGUUUCACUGGGACAAGAGCAGCUCCUCUCACCCUCACCAUCCCCCUACCACCCAAGGUACCCGGCUGACCAAGUCUCGUGACUCGUCACUGGAACGCAAGACCCCACCCUCUGCCCUCUCCUGGGUCAGAUCCCAUACUCCCCAACCUCCUCAGUCAUCCACCCCAAUCUCCAGUGAUCCUCAUCCUCCAUCCUCCACCUCAUCCUCAUCCUCAGACAAAACCCCUACAAACACUUCACAGUCCCGUUUCUGCGUGUGGGAGUUUGGGGAUAACUUCACUGCACUGGGUCCCGCAAAUCAAAGUAGCGGCGAUAACGGCCAACCGGCUUCUUCCUCACCGGCUUCAACACCCACAUCUUCCACGCGCUAUUCUCGUAGAACUGCUUCUGUAUUUACUGGGGCUGGGUGCACUGUUGGUGGAGAAGAUCUCAUGACAAGAUCAAUGACAGCAGCGAUUCCUGCCACGGCCGCCCGGCGCCGCACGGACCUGAUGCCAGCCAUGCCCUCCCUGCGGGACACCGGCAUCCGCAGCAGCCCCCGCCAUCGCUCACCAGGUAGGGCGCUGUCUCUCGGCCGGCUUGACGAGCUGGCCCGCCCGCGCCACCGCAACCCCCCUCUUGCACCCCUGCAUGAAAGUAGCUCUCCCCAAGACCGCAUGACCCCGCCCACCCGCACCAUGUCCAAGAGCAUGAGUCACCUGGCGCCCCGACCCCCGAGGCCACCCGGCCCGGAGGUGGCUGCCGGAGUGCUGGACAGGGGGGUGUCGCGCAGCUCCGUCACGCUGGCUCAGCCUCGCCUGACGCGUGCUGAAAUGCUUAGACAGAAAAAGCUUCGAGGAACCACUGAGGACAACAACACCCUUGCCAUCAAGAGCAGCCAGCGGGCCCAAGGCAUGCGUAGUGGGACAGUGACCCCGAAUUCUCCUUCCCGCCCCACCUCUGCCCUGAGUCAGGGGUCCAACAACAGCAGUCAGGUGUCGUACCGGCCAAGAACCUCUCCCCGCAAGCCUCGUCCUCUCAGCAUUGCAGGCUCGUCUUUGUCCUCUGCUGAUAAGCCCAGAGAUGCUGCUGCCUCUGAGUCAAGGGAAGGCAGGCCUAUGGAGAGAAAAUUGUCAGUGGGCUCAGCCUCGUCCGUCACCAAGCCCACCCGAGCCAAGAGUGCAGGGUCUGACAGAAGCACACCCUCCACCCCAGCACGUACCCCAGUCAAGCCGGCUACUCCAAAGAAGACCCCAGCACAAGUCAAAGCUGAAAGUGCUGCUAAAAAGGCAAUUGAGAAGAGCAAAUCAACUCCCAAGGCUAAAGUCACUCCUAAGACUACUCCUCUGCAGUCACCUUCAGUGGAAAGCAAGCCUGUGGUUGCUGCUAAGUCCAAAAAAUCUACAUCAAGGGAAAGCAGUACAGUAGAGAACAAGAGUGAGACUCCUCAGGUCGUUACAGAAGCUGCCACGGUGGAAGAGAAACCAUCAACUGAAGGAGAACAGAAAGCUGAGGAAAAAUCAGAACCAAAGACAGAAGCUGAAAUAACACCUGCAUCGGACUCCUCCACUCCUGCUGAGACUCAAAAACCAGAGGAAGCGACCGUGCCCACAACCGAGCCAACCCUUGCCCCCAGCCAGGAAGCUAGCGAGAAAAUGGAAGUAGUCAACGAGAUUGUCGCUGACAAAGAUGAUCCUACCCCACAAGUUGCCAAUGUAGAAGAAAAGUCAAGUAAUGAUGCUCCAGAGAGCAAGGUAGAUGAGGGUGAAAAGCAGGAUGAGGCAGAAAAAAACUUAGCCCAGAAAGCUGCUGAUAAACCCGUGACAGGUUAUGCCACAGAAGAGGAGUAUAAGGCAGCCCUGGCUGAGAAACGGCGACUGGCUAGGGAGGCAAAGGAGCGGGAGCAGGAGCUGGAGCGGCAGAGACAGCUUGAAGAGGAGGAGAAAGAGCGGAAGGAGGAGGAGGAAUAUUUGAGAUUGAUGGAAGAGCAGCGUAAGGCAGAGGAAGAUCGGCUUCGCAAAGCCAUCGAAGAGGCUGACCGCCAGCGGGAGGAGGAGGCAAAAAGGAAAGAGGAGGAGGAGAAACAAAGAGAGGAGAAUGAGCGCAUAGAACAGCAGAAACGCGUAGAGGCUGAGGUUCGCUUGAAGAAGGAAGAAGAGGAGAGGCAAGCCCGUAAGAGUCGAGUAGCCGCCAUCAUGGCCAGGACCCGAGGCAAAGGUGGCUCCAACACACCAACUAAGAAUGAGGCAAAGACACCAUCAGAGGAAGGCAAGAACUUUGGGGAUGGACUUAUGUCCACCAGCAUGACUGACUCCAUGAUUGGCUCAAUUAUAGCUGCUGCAGAGUCUCAGUCGGAGUCAGCUGCGCCCUCCAAUGAUCAGCAGCAGGAGGCCUCAGUAUGUUCUCCUGAAGUUAAAGCUCCUGAGUCCAGCCAGCCCCAGCCUCCUGCAACCUCUCAAACAGUUACUGCCAUAGACUCUACUGUUGAGAUGACUCAGAGCAGUGUGGUGGAAAACAUUGUUAGUGGUGUCUCUUCAGUGAAACUUGAAGAGGCACAUGUUAAUGGAGACUCCCCAGUCCCCAUGGAAACAACUCCCACUCACACAGUGGACCUUUUGGGGACUCUUAGUGAUGUAAAUAGUGUAAAUCUUAAUGGCGUAGACAACAGUACUCCACCACAGACCAGUCAAGGGACAGACAACCUCCUAGACUCAUUAGACCCUCUCAGCUCGCCCCUCUCCACUUCCACUACCACCACCUCCACCACUUCCACCACCACAACCAACAUCACACCUGCAGCAUCUAAUUUUGAACAAAUCAUUGAUUUGGGCCAAACUAAACUCAGCAAUGAAGAUGCUGUCAAUAGCAAUCCACCAUCUCCAUUCAUAGCCUUUGAGCAAAAUUUGAACAAGAAGCCAAAUCAAGAGAACACAAGCACUGUGCCAGAUCUGCUACUGUAGACUCCCAAUGUUAAUAGUUAUGUUACUCUGAAAGUGUUGAUUAUGAUUGUCAGAAACUGCAAAUGUGAUAAAUUCCCCAAGACACAAGGAGUGAGUGGCCAGACAGCAGCCGCCCUCUCUCCAGCCCCAUCAACUCAGCCUCUGUCCCGGCUGCUGCAGACAGUGGCAUCUAUACUCGCUCUCCCCAGCCAAGAUCUGUCAGCUUGUAUCAGUAUCUUAGUCAUGCAAAAUCAUAACUUAGUAAAGUCUAAUGCUGCUAAUGUUAGAAAUGGGAGCCAGACUCAGUGUGGGAAGGAGCGGUGGGUGCUGGCAGUAAUGUGGCCCAGCUGUGUUUGGACCCCAGAGUUGAUAGGUCAUACUUAAAACUCUGCUUUCUAGGAAAUUGUAAUUGCAUUAUGUAUACUAUUAAAGGGCUGUUCAUUCAUAAGUAUAGAGUUGUCCCCCUUCAAGGAAAUGGAUGAGUCAUUAUUUUAAAAGCUUUGAAUUGAAUUUUCCCUGGUAUGAUGACCCUGUGCCCACCUUGGACCCAUGGAGCCUGAACAGGUCCGUGUGGCUGUGUAGAGUGAAGGUACUGAGCUCAGAAGAUGUGUAAAUAGACAUGUGGCUCAUUUGACUGGGUGAUCUGUUAUGCCUUUUAGCAUUUUUUUUCUCUCUCCUGAGUCUGGACCCCUUUAGUGUAUUGCAGCACAUGAGCCUACUAACAGUGAUGACAAGUCUUAAUUAUAACUUUUAGACUCUUCAGAAUUAUCACUUAUCUGGUUGUCACCCUCUUAUCCAUAUAUAUAGAUGGACAUCUGUAACUUUUUUUUUCACAAGUGUAGUUUCUACAGCAACAAAAAACAAAAGAAACAAAGUUCAUCAAAUAUCCCACAGGAGGGAGACAUUACUAUGUAGUUCCAAGGUUCAACAAGAUCAACAUUUCACCAGAAAGGACAACCACUUCACAUGGUCGAAUGGUGCUAGCAAAGCAGCAGCUGUGAGGCUCAGCGAAGGGGGCAUGCCAAGAGUUAGGGUGAACGUUGGUUCUCAGUGCAGCCUACUAGUUGUUGAGGAUGAAGUGUUUGGGGCUAUUUUAGGGAAGAAUGUUAUGAUUAUUAAUCUAUUUACUGGAUAUAUUUCUUGUACAUAGAUGACUAUUAACAAUGAUGUUGAGGGUAUUGAGUAUUAUAUGUAUUUGAUAUGAAGACGGUAACAGCUCUGUCCCAGGGCUGAAUGGGGCCUGGCACCACCUGGUUGCCAGACUCUUGGCUCCAUGGCGCUAAUCACAUGUUAUAGUAACGUGUAAUCUAGCCUUGUUAAUAACCACCAAUAAUCCUAUAAUUAUCAGCUCUGCCAUUCUUCUACUUUGUGAAAUGCUUUUAAAUAAUUUACUUCUAUAGAUAUUAUGUAUAAAGUAACUCCUAUAUUUUAGAUCAUAGGGCCUAAAUAAGUCAUAUUUCCAAAACUUAUUUAUGUAGUUUAUUGUUUUUUUACAUUUGAGUUGCAUUUAUCCUGGUGCACAUUGAGGUUUAUUGAAGUUUUCACACUAGUUAAGCCCUCUAUUUUGGGUAGACUUUACAUUUAUGUCUUAUUUAAUGCUCAAAGAUUUUAUGACUGCUUCAAAUUAUUUUAAAUUUCAUGUUUUGGUCGCUAAUAAAAAGGAGUAUAUUUGUUUGAGGUGUCAGAUGGAGCCAUUCAUUAUUCUCAGCAACACUUUUUUGGGGGCUGCCCUAGUGGGCUGAUCUUCAACACUAAAUAAACAUCACUGUACUUGUAAAAGUGCUCUAUGUGGUAUAAAAUUUACCAAUGAUUAAAUCUGUGUACAUUUU